CCUCAAAACAAACCAUGUGUGGUAUGAUAACGCUGAAAUGCCCACAAAAUGUAACGUUUUGUAACCUAAUCGUUAAUCAUACUCUUAUCGUCAGAUUUUCAUAUAUUGAAGGGAUUUGUAUUAUUCCAGAGUUGUUAUCUCGUUUUCAAUUAUUAACAAACAAAAACGUCAUACCUUCCCUCGUGAACAAGAAAGCACACAAAAGAGGAGAGUUACAUUUAUUUAAUUCAGUUCAUUUUAAAAUAUUUUCUUUUCUUCUGCUUCAUGUCUUCUCUCCCAUUAUACUCCCUCCUUAACUUUUCCUUAGAACUAUGUUCAAAUGAAUCCACUCCCUAUUAAGGUUUUCUUUUUUUGUCUAUUUAACCCCAACCCAUUCCAUAUAACGUCAAAAACAUUGUUGGGUUUCAUUACAAGAACACAAAAGACAUGGGUUUCACUAAAGAUCAAGAUCGGUUCUGUUCGACGCCUAAGCUUCCUCUGUUUUCAUAUCCAAUGAACAGACCAUACGAAACUCCGGGAUUAGCUACACCGCCGGUUAACAUCGCCGGUUCUGUUCCUUUUCUAUGGGAAGAAGCUCCCGGAAAGCCUCGUUCUUCCGUUAGAAAACCGCCGAGAACGAACCAAACCAGAGAAAACAGAGGAGUUGCGAGAUGCUUGGACCUUCCCCCUACGCUGAUUUUGCCAGGAGAAGCUUGUAAAUCGUCCACGGCAAACGAGCCUUCUCCGACAACUGUUCUCGAUGGUCCAUACGAUUUGCGUCGCCGUUCACUGUCGCUUCCGAGAUCGGCGGCUGUGAUCAGGAAGUUGAGAGGUGUGCCGGCGCCGUUUGGGUCAAGUAGAUGGGGAAGUUUAGGGAACUGCAAAGAGUUGUCUGAGGGUAUAUAUGACUUUUCACGUUUUAGAGACGGCGGCUGUGAUUGCCAGAAGGAUUGGGCUGGAGGAGGAUAUGACUUCGCCGGCGACGGCGGUACAACAGUGAAGCUUUUCAGACGUCUUAAAAGGAAAGGAAACCUUUUUAAUCUCUCUCAUGCAACAAAGUCCGACUUCUUGGCAAGGGUUUACGAAGGGUUUAAGCAGGUGAUUCCGUGGAGACGUAAGCAAGAGAAUCUACAAAGGACGAAUUCUUCCACUAUUUAAAUCGUAUCUCCAUUCAAUUUCUUCUAACUUUAAGUAUAGACUAUAGUUUAUAUACUAAUUAAUUAGUCUUCUCGUGUGUAUUAUUUAUUUAUAUAUAAUAUGUCAAUGAAACAACUUGUAUUAAAGUUUAGAAUUAAUAUCUAGGGAAUUCGAUUUUUAUUA
Messenger RNA from Brassica napus (rape), 1299 nucleotides. RefSeq lists its product as uncharacterized. The coding region runs from base 427 to 1137 and encodes 236 amino acids. The transcript is spliced from 2 exons. Lineage: Eukaryota; Viridiplantae; Streptophyta; Magnoliopsida; Brassicales; Brassicaceae. The record is from RefSeq and is a predicted model, not a curated record.